UGGAAACUGGGAGAUAACAAAGAAAGAAAUUGGAUGUUUAUAUUAAUAUUUACACUAUUUGAUCUUCUAAGUGCAUAAAACGAAUAAGAAAAUGUCUAAGCUGUUAGACGCAGCAAGUAAAGCGAAUAUCACCAAAAGAAAAUUAGCCUUGGGAGCUACAAUUUGUGUAUUGGCAGCCUUCGGUGUCAAACGGUAUUGCCCACAACUGGGGAAAUUAGUAGGGUUGUCAUUUCUUGAAAGCAAGACGAAAAAGCUCCCUGUAAAGGAUAAAAAUUCAAAACACAUAUCCACUCAAACCAAACGAUCUCCAACUGUUGAUAAGCAGUUUUUCAAACAACUCAAAUAUCUCCUCAAAAUCGUCAUUCCAAAGUUAUGGUCCAAGGAAUUUGGAGUAUUGUUUUUGCACACGUUGAGUUUAAUUACAAGAACAUUUCUGUCGAUUUAUGUUGCUACAUUAGAUGGCGCUAUUGUUAAGACAAUAGUUCAGAGAGAUGUGAAAAAAUUUAUGAUCCAGUUGUCAAAGUGGCUGCUUCUUGCUGUACCAGCGACUUUUGUGAACAGUUUAAUUCGUUACCUGGAGAGUAAUUUGGCAUUGUCUCUGCGUAGCAGGUUGGUUAACCAUGCAUAUAACAUGUACUUCAGCAAACAAACUUACUACAGAGUUAGUAAUUUGGAUAGUCGUCUCACAAAUGCUGACCAGUGUUUGACGGAAGACAUAAUAUCAUUUACUUCGGCACUUGCACAUUUAUAUUCACAUUUGACGAAGCCGCUGCUAGAUGUUGCACUCAUGUCAUAUACUCUGUUCCAUUUGGCAAGCAGUAGAGGAGCCAGUUCAAAAAUUCCAAUUAUUAUCGGAACUGCAUCUAUUGUUAUAACGGCCUAUGUUUUGAGGGCAGUUUCACCACGAUUUGGAAAACUUGUUGCCGAAGAAGCAAAGCGGAAGGGAAUCCUGAGGUUUAUGCAUUCAAGAAUAAUUACCAAUGCAGAAGAAAUAGCAUUUUAUGGUGGACACAAGAUUGAAAAGAGUCACCUUACAAGAUGUUUCAAGUCGCUGGCUGAUCAGAUGAACACAAUCUACCUAAAGAGACUUUGGUACAUCAUGUUGGAACAGUUUCUCAUGAAGUAUUUGUGGAGUGCCAGUGGCUUGGUGAUGGUUGCUGUUCCCAUAAUGUCAGUCACAGGGCUCCGCAGAGAUGGCACUAACGUGGAUGAAGAUCCCGACGGCGGGGUCAGUGAGAGGACACAGUCGUUUACGACAGCCAGGAAUCUCCUCAUCAGUACGGCAGAUGCCAUUGAGAGACUGAUCUCAUCGUACAAAGAAAUCACAGAGCUGGCUGGUUACACUGCUCGUGUGUCAGAAAUGUUACACGUGUUUGAGGAUUGUAACAGAGGACUCUACCAAAGAAACCUAGUGUCGAAGCCUGGACAGCUGAAUGGACAACUGGAAAUUAAGGGUCAUGUUGUUGACACAGAAUCAACAAUUGAUAUCAAACAGCUGCCAGUCAUCACACCAAAUGGAGACGUCAUUGUGCCAAGCCUUUCAAUGAAGAUAGAACAUGGGAUGCAUUUGCUAAUAACUGGCCCCAAUGGCUGUGGAAAGUCAUCUCUGUUCCGAAUACUGGGAGGUCUGUGGCCAGUGUACAAAGGGAAUGUGCAUAAACCUCCACCUUCUUCCAUGUUUUACAUUCCACAAAGGCCCUACAUGUCAGUUGGCACUCUGAGAGAUCAAGUUAUCUACCCUGACACCGUGGAUGAGAUGGAGCAGAAAGGUUUUACUGACCGCGACCUGGAAAGAAUUCUGGAAAUGGUGAACCUCAAGCACAUAAUCACCAGAGAAGGAGGUUGGGAUGUUGAGUGUGACUGGAAGGAUGUCUUGUCGGGUGGUGAAAAACAGCGUAUGGGUAUGGCUCGAAUUUUCUAUCAGAAGCCAUUGUUUGCCCUGCUUGAUGAGUGUACGAGUGCCGUGUCAAUUGACGUAGAGAGUAAAAUCUACCAGAGCGUUAAAGAUUUGGGCAUUACACUUCUCACAAUCACACAUCGCCCAUCUCUGUGGAAGUUCCACACCCAUCUGCUGCAGUUUGACGGAGAGGGCGGCUGGCGAAUGGAACAGCUGGACAACACAACGAGACUGACAUUAAACGAGGAGAAACAGCAGCUAGAAUCGCAGUUGGCUGGAAUCCCCAAGAUGCAGUCUCGUCUCAAAGAACUGUGCUACAUUCUCGGCGAAGACUCGGUCCUACUCAACAAGAAGGGAAGUUUCGUCGAGGUGGAAACUUCGGAAGAUGUUUCUGUGAUAAAAUCAGUGCAAGAAAGCUGAUAUCUUGGAGUUGUGGGUUGAUUAUCUGUAGGAAAACCUUUUGAAGAAUGAUUGUUGGCUGUAACCCACUAGAUUUAUGCAAAUUCAGGGCACAAUAGUUCAAUCAGCCAUCAUUCUGUUCGCAUGUCGGUUCAAAUAAACAUAUACUACCUAUCGGUUACAUGGUGAAUACUUAUGUUCUAAGAUUAACGGGUCGCAAAGUUAGGGAUCAUCAGAACUGUAUUCAUAUAUUAAAAGAAAUGCAUGUAUUCUAUACUGUUCUGGACUAAUUUUUGAACUCUUGAUGCACAGCUCAUCAGUAGCAUAUGCAUUACAUAAAUACAAUUAACAUAACCGAACAAUCAGUUACCAACAUGCAGGUACAAAUUUUGUGAAUAGACUUCUGAUAACCCAAGAUUUUGAAAUAUUGUCUCCUGAAUUUGCCUUAUUUUAGCCUCUUUUCUGUUUUUUUCUCUCUCUUUGUUUUGGUUCUUCCUUCUUUUAAAAAAAAAAAAAAAAUGUUACAUUAAUAAUGUAAAUAAUAAGGUGAGGAAAGAGGCCAUUUAACAUGUACAUUCUGCUAAAAUGAGUGGUUUGGUUUAAAGAAUGGCCUGGUAAUGUGUUGAAUUGAAUUAACACUGAAGCGUGAUAUUGAUUUGAGUGCUAGCAUUUAAUCAUGUUCCUAGUCAUUGAUGUUUCUUUUGAAUAGAGUAAAGAAUUACAGUCAGUAAUGUUACCGGUGCAUUUUGGGUGGGGUUGGGGGAAAGGGGGUGUGGGGAUGAGGAAGGUAUUUGUGUAUUGAAUUGAUUUUUGUCUAUUGAUAUUUAAAUUUGUUUCAUUAUUACUCUGUUUUCUUCAGAUGUUGUGUUCAGUUAUGAUGUCAAAGUAUACAGGACAUUUGAUGAUUUUCAGUUAUUAUAGUUUGUUGAUCUAAAUUCAACGCUAUAUAACCAUAAAUAAAAUGUGUUGAGUGCUUUGUUAAAUAAAAUAUUUCCUAAAUUCAAUGUUAAUUAUUUGGUUAAAAAAUAUAAUUAUUUACAAUCACCCACCAAAUAAAUUCAAAUAAAAAAAUUAAAAAUUACUGUCUCGUAAACCAUUAACUAUUUUGCAAUAUUCAACGUCAGGCAAUUAGAACAAAUAUGUUAUCUCAAUCCUAAAGACAUUUGAUAUUUCACAGUCAAAAUAAUGUAAAUGAAUGUGUCUGGUGCCAAUGUCUUGCAGUAGUUUUUAUCCAAUGUGCAAUACCUAGUAUAUUGAUGAUGUAACCAGAUCAAUGUAUUAAGUUUUAAAAGUAAAAUUGAAAUACACACAUUUUUCGACACAGAUUAGAUAAAAAUUAGCUCAUUUCUGUGUAUGCUUGUUUGUAACCAUCAUCAGAUGUAAAGCACUAUGUUUUAGGGCUGGUUUUAAUUUUUAGCAUGUAUCCUAACCUAAUCAUUAUUGAUUACACUACAUAAAAAAUUGUCAAUAUUAUGCACCCAGUUAUGAAAUGAUCUUGUACAUUUCUGUAACAUAAUUUUAUCAAUUUUAAGGCCUAGACCUCUUUGUUAUGUUGUUUUUUUCUUUGGUUAAUCAUGUUCAAUUUCUUUUAGGGAUUUAAAUUGGUACUAAAUUUAAUUGAGAAUUGAAUAAAAAUUAAUUAUUCCUUUUUGUUUAAAAAACCCAAAAAAACCUCCAAUGUUUACACAUUGUUUUCUACAUUUUGUAGGUUACAACUUGGGUGACACUCCAUUAUUGACGUAUGCAUUCAUAGUCAUCAAAUAAAAACAUUUCAAUGGCAAUUUGACACUGAAAGCUGUCCAGCGUUCAGAAAACA
Molecule: messenger RNA, 4112 nt
Organism: Gigantopelta aegis
Lineage: Eukaryota; Metazoa; Mollusca; Gastropoda; Neomphalida; Peltospiridae
Product: ATP-binding cassette sub-family D member 1-like
Exons: 10
Coding region: 92-2317 (741 amino acids)
Biological process (GO): peroxisome organization; long-chain fatty acid import into peroxisome; fatty acid beta-oxidation
Cellular component (GO): peroxisomal membrane
Molecular function (GO): ATP hydrolysis activity; ABC-type transporter activity; long-chain fatty acid transmembrane transporter activity
Source: RefSeq, a predicted model, not a curated record